AUGUCAUCUAGACGAGAUGAUAAUACUCAACAAGUAUAUCACAGAUCUCUAUCUCUAAUUAGACAACCCUCUUAUUUGGAGAAUAUUGACUCUAAUAAAUAUUCACUUCCAAAAAUCCAUUUGGACGGUACUUCUGUCGAAAAUAGACGAUCAUUUGUUGACAAAGUCUCUAGUUAUGUCAUUUCUAAUAAACUUGACAAAAAUGAACAAAAUUUGUCCAAAUAUAAAUGGGUUAUAUUUUUUGAUGGAUUGCGAAUUUGGAUCAAAACAAACUAUAUUCAACCAGUGUUAUUUAGUAAAGUAUGGGUUGUAUCAAAUCUGCUUGUAACACUACUUUGGUUCAUAGUUUGGGAAUGGGCAGCAAAAUUUAUGGAACGAAAUGAAGGUGAUUUUAAUUUACUGAGUUGGAGUAUGGACAAAAUUCCUCACUCUUAUUGGUACCUAGAGGCAUCAUUUCAACUCAUUUUUUGCCUUAGCUUUAUCCUAAAUUUGUAUGUUUCCGACUGGAGAUGUAAGUAUAUCUUAUCAUUUUUUGGUUUAAUAGAUAUAAUAAUGACGCCCAUCUUGACAGAAAUAAUGGGACAUAUUUCCAACCAUUAUGGUUUAAUAAAACAAACGGAAGGAUUCCAAAACUUGGGAUUAUUGUUCUUUGGCUCAUUGAGGUUUUUGAGGUUACUGCAAGCAGAAAGUUUGAUAAGUAAGAGUUUUAACUGGCUACCGGAAUUCUAUGUUGCUAUUAUUGGAAUUGCAACUGCUAGUUUUGCUCUACUAUUUUCCUAUUCUGGUAUAAUUUUCCUGAUUGAGGCUCCUAUACCAAGAAAAAAUUACACAAAACCAUUUGAUUUCAUAUUUUUCGGUGUUGCAACAAUGGGAACUGUUGGAUAUGGUGACUUUGUUCCUACAACUGUAUAUGGUCGCAUUGUUUCAAUAUUUUUCAUACUUACCUGUGUUACAUUGGGAGCUAUUCAGUUCAAACGUUUGAAGGCUGUGAUUUCUAAAAAAAAUUUAAUGAUAGGAUAUGAUCUUGAUUUAAGUUAUGACUAUAUAUUCUUUUGGGGGCCAAUAAGUGACUGCCAAUUACUUACAUACUGUAAAUGUAUCUCAAAUACGUACUACGGUGCCAUUGAAAAUGUAGUUGUAGCCUCACCUUUACCCUUGGAUUAUUAUGAAAUUGUUUAUAUGGCCAUAACAAAGAAUACAAGGAUAAAACUUUAUAUAAUAGGUGGUAAUGAGAAAAUCAUAGGCCCAUCAUAUGCUUCGAAACUAAUACUAAGUUCUGCUUAUACUGUAAUUGUGAAUGAUAUGACGACGGUAGACAUCCAAAAUUUUUCAGAUCACCUCAUAAAUGAUGACAGAAAAACCAUCAUGAUGGCAUUAGCUUCGCUAAAUAUCACUAAACCUCUCGGGAUACCACUAGGAAUACAUCUACAUGGCACAGAAUAUAAGUCACUUCUUAAAGCGAUGAGUAUUGAUAAUGUCUUCUACGAAAGGGAACUUAAAUAUAAACUAUUUUCUAGAUCGGUUAAGUGUAAAGGGUUAUUUUACCUGCUUAUGACGUUAUUUUACACUCCUACAAAUGCAAAACGAACGCGGAUUUGUGUUGAAGAAUUGUGCAAUCUAUUUCUUUUGUCUGGGUAUGUGAAUGAAGAUUUUAAUGAAAAAGUAAAUAGUGAUGAAGAGGCAUUAAAGAUAUCCAUAUAUGAUGUACAAAAUCAAAUGUUUGAAUUAAUAAAAGGAAUGAAAUUCCAACUCUUUAAAUUCAAGUUCCCAAAGGUUGCCAAGGGUUGGAGAUUUCAUGAUUUGGUUACACAAUUAUAUAGUAUGAGAAAUGUUUUUCUUAUUGGUAUAGUUUCAGGUAACACAUGUGUUCUAAAUCCGACAGAAUAUAUCAUUGGUGAUGAACUAAACUAUGAUGAUCAAGAUGAAUACUAUGGUUUGAUAAUGGCAGAAUCGUUACGUGAAGUUUUAAAGGUCUCUCUACUCAACUUCGUACCAAAUGACUCAUUUUGUAAAAAGGAUCUAAUGUCCGGGAAAAUUAUGAAGAGAGCGUCUUCAAUUUCCAACUUACCCACGGUUUCUGAGACUAAUAAUACAACUGAUGCACCAAAAUAUAGAGGAAUAUUUAAAGUUCCAAGUUUUAGCUAUGCGCAAUCAAAUGUCUUCAUUCAUCCACAUCAAAUUUUGCUCAUAUGCGGUUGGACACAUGAUUUAGAUAUGUUCUUGAAAAUAUUGUUUGAAUAUAAUGAUUAUAAUGUAAUUAUACUUUCUCCAUUUGAAUCAGUAGAGGUAGAAAGUCCAAAAUCGUUGGAUGAAUAUGUUGAAAGAACAGUAUAUAUAGAUGGAUCUGCAUUAAAUGCACAAGAUUUGAUAAACUCAGGGGUAUAUUCUUGCGAAAACAUAAUCAUUUUCAAUUGUAAUCAAAAUACAGGUAAACCAAACUCUGAAAUGUUAUCUAAAGAUUCUCAAGUUUUGUUUGCUCGUAAUCUAAUACAACAAAUCCUUAUGGAACAUCAAAAUUAUAAUAAGAAAAACAAAAUACCGCACAUUAUAUCGGAUGUUACUCACGCCUCCUGUUUGGAAUAUCUGGAUCCAUACCUCAUGGCAAAUAUGAAUAUUUCCUGUGAAAACGAUGCAACGAAUAGAUAUUGGGAUAAUUAUGGUGAAUUUAUGACUAGUUACGAAAUAGCUUCUGGUACAAUUUUUAUUCAAGACAUGUUUUAUGGUAUUCUAUCCCAUUCCAACACGAAUUCAGAAAAUUCAGUUGGACACAAUUGUUUGGAUUCUAUAUUGUUUGGCGGAGAAUUAAGCAUAGGCAACCGAAUAGUAAAAGGAGGAGAUAUUAGACUAGAACCAAUAGCUAUCUCAUUUUACGGGAAAACAUUCGAAAAUUUAAUAAAGUAUUAUCUAUUGGUUGAGCAAAGAAUAUGCAUUGGUAUUCUGCGUACUUACUUUAUGCCAUUUAUAAACCAUGGAACUAUAAAGCAGUUUGUCAUCGUGGCUCCUCAGCCAUCGUUUAUACUACAACCAAACGAUAAAAUAUAUAUUGUAGAUAAAUCGACAUUAAAAUUUUGA
This is a messenger RNA of Theileria equi strain WA, 3072 nucleotides long. RefSeq lists its product as hypothetical. The record is from RefSeq and is a predicted model, not a curated record. Lineage: Eukaryota; Apicomplexa; Aconoidasida; Piroplasmida; Theileriidae. The transcript is spliced from 2 exons. Bases 1 to 3072 code for a protein of 1023 amino acids.